Epithele typhae is the source of this 1635-nucleotide messenger RNA. RefSeq lists its product as uncharacterized. The record is from RefSeq and is a predicted model, not a curated record. Gene Ontology annotation, biological process: phospholipid biosynthetic process. NCBI's taxonomy places the organism in Eukaryota, Fungi, Basidiomycota, Agaricomycetes, Polyporales, Epitheliaceae. Gene Ontology annotation, cellular component: endoplasmic reticulum membrane. The coding region runs from base 1 to 1635 and encodes 544 amino acids. The transcript is spliced from 11 exons. Gene Ontology annotation, molecular function: glycerol-3-phosphate O-acyltransferase activity; glycerone-phosphate O-acyltransferase activity.
AUGGUCUCGCCGACGGAGCCCCUUGUUGGUUCCCCGACGCCAUGGUCCUAUAUGUUCAUACGCUGGCUGUUCAAGUUUGUGCUGAAGAUAUUCUACGGUACCAUUGUCGUGGAGAACACUGAGAAUAUUCCGCCGAGAGGAACACCAUGCAUCGUCUGCGCAAACCACAGCAACUCUCUCACUGACGCACUACUGCUUGUGACCUCGAUACCAUCCCGGAGACGCAAUCUUCUGCGUUUGACGGCCAAGUCGACUCAGUUCGGCAAGAAGACGUUUACCAGCUGGCUCAUCGAGUCAGCCGGGACAGUGCCCUUGAAGAGACGGAAGGAUUUCCCCGACGGUCAGGCGGAUAAUUCGGAGGUUAUGCAACAUCUCAUCGAGGCACACGCGUUGGAACUGGGUGACGCUGUGUGCCUCUUCCCUGAGGGUAUGAGCAGGUAUCAUCCCACCAUUGCUCCUCUGAAGACCGGAGUCGCCCGCCUGGUGUCCGACGUCCUCACACGCAACCGCCACAAUCCCGAAUUCGAGAUCGACGUACUCACAUGCUCUAUCACUUACAUGCACCGGCAGCAUUUCAGGUCAGACGUGCUGGUGACAUUCAAUUCUCCUAUGAAGUUCACAGUGAAGGACAACCCAGAGCUUCUCGCACCCAUCGACUUCCAGGAUAUAAGGGAGCUCACGGCCAAGAUGCACCAUCAAAUCAGUUCCGGCACGUUGGAUGCACCUUCUUGGAGACUUAUUCGCAAUGCCAAGCUUGCUGCAAGACUAUACGCUCCUCUAGGCACGACCAUGUCAUUAGGCGACUAUGUGCGGGUUGUCCGAACCUUCCUCGAGGCUUUCAAGGUUGCCGAAGCACCCAGGACGGACCCGGGAAGCGACGGAGACAAUGUUUCCAUCGAACAAGAAGCUAGGGAAGACGCGAAGAUCGUGCAGCUUGGGCGAGAUCUACAGGAGUACCAAGACCAGCUCGUCCGCUGGGGCAUCAAAGACGACCGCAUACGCCGCCCGUUAUCCCGAGCCGUCAUUCUCUACCGCCUCUGCAUCCGCGCCGUCUGGGCCCUCGUCCUUGUCACCAUUUCCCUCCCUGGCCUCCUCCUCUGGCUCCCCGUCUUCGCCACCACCUUCGUCGCCGUGCACCAGUUCAAGCGCACCGGCCCCGUCUGGGACACAUGGGACGAAAUCGCGCAGUACAAGCUCACCUACGGCCUCAUCUCCGGCCUCGCUGUCUGGUUGCUCGUCGUCCUCGCGACUUUUCCCGUCGCCCUCUUCACCGUGCCGCUCGUCCCCGCCGCGAUGUGGAUGGGCCUGCGCUGGAUGGAGGGCGCGGUGGCCGCGGGCCGCGCCCUCGCGGCGCUCGCGCGGCUCCUCUGGGUCGGCAAGCCCGCGCUGCGGGGCAUGCGCGAGCGGCGCGAGGACCUGCACCGGCGUGUGAUGGAGCUCGCGCUGGGCACGCUCGGGCUCCCGGCCGACCCGGAGACGCACUUUGCGGAGGCGGGCGGGUGGGAGAAGGGCCGGGUGCAGGGGCGGUGGGCGAGCAAGGCGAAGUACUUCUCGGUGCGGAGGCGGAGAAAGCGGGACUGGAACGAGACGCUGCGACUCUACGACCAAGUGGACUAUCCGGAGGGUGAGGACUAA